UCAUCUCGAAUCUCUUGGCAACCGUGCGAUUGCACUGGAGCCCGAGUAUGAGCUGGGACAAGAAAAUAACAGAAAAGAAAGAAACAAGACAGAGAAUUAGUGAUGACCAUGAAGCUAUGGACUCGCGUCCUUCUCACUGCAUCUUCACUGGCGAAAGCACCUGCGUGUCAUCACAGCAUAGUUCAACAGCUCUUACAUGUCACCUCCUCCUUCUCUCAGCCUCCUCACUCACUUUCCAAGCCUCCCUCUAUAUAAGCACCCCAUUUCCCUCCAAUUCAACUCCGCAUAUUAUAUUAGCAGAGAUUUCAUUUCAACUUCCAAUAUAUAGUAAGUUCAGAGUUUGUGAGAAAGACGAAGUUCAUAGGAGAUGGCAUCAGAGCAGGAAAGAAGUGACCUAAGCAAAAGAAAAGAACUAGACGAGAAGGCAAGGCAGGGAGAGGUUGUUGUCCCUGGUGGAACUGGUGGCAAGAGCCUCGAGGCUCAAGAGCACCUUGCUGAAGGGCGGAGCCGCGGAGGGCAGACACGGAGGGAGCAGGUGGGUCAGGAAGGGUACCAGGAGUUGGGGCAGCGUGGCGGCGAGACUAGGAAGGAGCGGAUAGGCCAGGAAGGGUACCGUGAGAUGGGGAAAAAAGGAGGGCUCAGCACCAAGGGCAAGUCUGCAGGAGAGCGUGCUGCUGAGGAAGGCAUCCCCAUUGAUGAGUCCAAGUACAAAACCAAGAGCCGCUGAUAUGAUCAUUAUUGACUUUCCACGCUCAAGGCCUCUCACUUUGGGAUUUUUUUUAUUUUUAUUUUUUUUUUGCUUCUAGUGUUUUUGUUCUAACUAGAGUUGUAGGAUGGUUUCUACUGUCUUUGUAUUUCCUAGUUGGUUGGAGUUUUCUUACUUGUUGCCCAAGUAUGUUGUCAGGAUAGAGUCUGAACUAAGAAGGGGCCUAUGUGUGUGACCAUCGUGUUUUCUUUUGUAUCUAAAGUUGGGCUUGGAAUUCUCUCUCUUCCUUAAUCACUGUAUCACUGACCAGGUCUCAAUGGUACUUCUAAUUACUAGGGUUCAGAUUGCUAUAAUAAUCCUAAUUGCUAGGGCUUCGAAAGGUCCAACUACAAUCUCAUAGCUUAAGUUCAACAAUCUAGUUCUUAUGUUCAAGCGAGGCACGUAACAUUAAGUCAAAAUUGUAACAAACAGUCA
Molecule: messenger RNA, 1180 nt
Organism: Prunus mume (Japanese apricot)
Lineage: Eukaryota; Viridiplantae; Streptophyta; Magnoliopsida; Rosales; Rosaceae
Gene: EM1
Product: Stress induced protein
Biological process (GO): response to abscisic acid
Cellular component (GO): cytosol
Source: RefSeq, a predicted model, not a curated record